Molecule: messenger RNA, 654 nt
Organism: Fonsecaea monophora
Lineage: Eukaryota; Fungi; Ascomycota; Eurotiomycetes; Chaetothyriales; Herpotrichiellaceae
Exons: 1
Coding region: 1-654 (217 amino acids)
Source: RefSeq, a predicted model, not a curated record
AUGGCUCGUGUACAACGUCCAACUGCCAUGGGAGAAGAAAACCGCCGUGUGCUUUGCCUUUUCCUUCCCACGCUAGCUAUCGCUCGCACGAUCUGGCGACUAUGCGAAAUACAUCACUUCUUCGACCGCGGCGCUGAUGUCACCUUCGAGAACUGGCUGCCGACGAUCGCAACCUUGCUGGAGGUUUUCUUCAGCGUCUUCUCCGCGUGCGUCCUGCACUUGCGUCCUUUUAUGGAAUCCAUCCAGGCAGGCUAUCUUUCCGGCGUGAUCCAGGAAGGCGACGGACGAUUCGGCUAUGGCAAUGACAGCUAUCUGAUGGGCAAGAUGUCGCAAAGUAACACCGGUUCAGUCACUCGAAGUCACGCCCUGAAAAGCGAGGUGCGGGUCGAGAGUCUCGACCUCCCACGCCAGGGAGCCACUAUCGGACAGACGAACGAUUCAGCAGGCCAUGGAAUUGGACAAGCUCUGACGAGUACCAGGCGUGUCGUGAUGAAUAAAGUCUCCGUGGGAAGGCCGGUAAGGGACUUUAGCCCAGAGAGACAUCGCAGCGAGAGUACUACCUCGGAGGGGGGCAGGAGCCAUGGCAGUGAUGGGAGCAAGGCCAUGAUUAUCAAGACCACGAAGGAAUGGAGCGUGAGUUAUCAGGACGUUUGA